Messenger RNA from Hypomesus transpacificus, 3045 nucleotides. It is a transcript of the gene ccdc191, whose product is annotated as coiled-coil domain containing 191. The record is from RefSeq and is a predicted model, not a curated record. Gene Ontology annotation, molecular function: phosphatase binding. NCBI's taxonomy places the organism in Eukaryota, Metazoa, Chordata, Actinopteri, Osmeriformes, Osmeridae. The transcript is spliced from 17 exons. The coding region runs from base 297 to 2972 and encodes 891 amino acids.
UACAAACAGCAGCACCGUGCAAAUGUUUGCUGCGAGAAGCUACAAAUACAGUUUUACAACUUUCUUGAGAAUUACUAUUCAUUUUGUUUUUGUGCAACUGAUUUUUCUUCACAAGGAAUAUUUAGAGCUAACGUUUAUCAUAGUGAGAUUACUUUUCACUGAAAUUAGCUAAUUUAUUUGUCCCAUCAUCCCUUCAGUUAGCCACUACUACUAGCUAAACUAGCAACCGUAGCCUGCAUAGGAAACAAAAUUGAAUGCUGAAUCUGAGUGAGUUGGUGGAUUAGCAAAUUAAUGAAAUGGCAUAUCCAAUACAUAAUCCUGAUAUUUUUCGCUGGAGGAGAUUCACCAAAAGUAAUAUACCUGCUUCAGGAAAGGUGCAGUUGAGUAAUGGUGAUAUAGACCAUUGGAUGAAGAGAGUGGAAAUAGCCUCGGAGUUUGCUGUGUCAGAGGUUUUCUCCCUCAAGAAAGCGCCCUCAGGAAUAAGCAGCCAAGCGACUGCACUAGCCAGCACAGACCAGCUGCAGGACCACGAUGAAGCGUACACCGAAGCCCAGGCUCUGCUGAGUGACUGGAUGAACAGGAAGUUGUGUCUGGAGAUGGAGGGGGAGGAUGACCAUGUCGGUCCUGGUGAGAGAAGCAGUCCUCCAGCUGUCCUCCUUGUUCAACCUGCUCAUCUGGACUACAGCAAUUUCGACGAUUUAUACUCCCAUCUGGCUGAGGAGGAAGAGAGCUGUGCAGUCAACAACUUCCUUCAGGACCUCAUGGAGCUUGAAGUGUUGGAUUCUGGGACAGUGGAGGACCUGUCGCUGGACUCGGAGCGAGAGAAGAAUAGGACCAGAGACCCCUCCAUCACCAUGGAGGCUCGACACAGGCAGGUGCGUGAGAACCGCGCUCAGCGAGACGCGCUGAAGGAGAGGCAGAGGAGAGAGAAGGAGCUGAGGAGGCAGGCCAGAGAGGAGGCUCAGAGGAGGGACAAGGAAGAGGAGUGCAGGAGGAGGCAGGAGGCCCGGCGGCAGGAGGAGAUGGUGGAGCAGGAGAUGGUGCGACUACGUCGGCAGAUGGAGCAGAGAAGGAGCCUGGAAAAGCUGGCCGGACAGAGGGAGAGGGUGAGACUGGACAGAAGGAGGGCAGAGCCGACGCCCCUGGUGCUACAGUCCUGGUGUGGUCUCCCUGCAGCCCCGCAGCAACAGGACAGAGAGAGACUGCAUGAACAGGCACAGGCCAGGGUCCAGAUACUAAACCUGAAGUGUUUGCAGAUGCACUUUUCUGGGUGGUACUCUGUACUUCUGGAGCGGAGGGUCCGCAUGGGGAAGGCUGCGGCGCUCUGUGAUUGGAGAAGACAGCUCAGGACAUGGCGGGCCUGGCGGGCGCUGGUGUGGGCGGGGCGGGAACAUCGGGAGGCGGAGAAAACUCAGGAGGAGCUACGAACUGAAAACAGAAACUUCCAGAUGGCGAGGGAGAGCGAUCGCAGGCGGUUGCUAAGGCGAUGCCUGGAUGAUUGGCGGCUGUGGUGUCGUGCGGAAGGAGAACGCAGGGAGCUGCUAGCCCAGCAGGAGGAGACUCGAAGCAAGAUGGCCGCCCUGAUCAGCGCGGCGGCAACGGGGAAACUCUCCAUGGUUCCUGCAGCCUGUGAGCCAAUCACUGUCAGGCCUGAGCCAUCUGUGCAAUCAGAGGCCUCCCAAGAGAAAGGUCAACAGGGGUCACCGACAGUAGCCCCCGCCCCCUCUCCUGGUCGUCAGGGCGAUGUCCCCCCCCCCACCCUGGCCUGGCAGGUGACGCGUCGCCACGCGGAGCUGACCCCCCGGGAGCUCCGCCGUACGCAGCAGAGGGGGAAGGAGGGCGCGGCCAGCGCCCCCCGGAGUCGGAGCGCGGAACUGCGCGGCGGCGGGUUCCACCAUCGCCACGCCAACCAGCAGCACACCAUCCAGGAGCAGAGGAGGCUGCUGCGGGAGCAGGAGGAGCAGAUCGCCAGGCUGCAGGAGGAGAAGAGCAUGCUGGGACUGAAGCAGGAGCUCCAGAGAGCCGCGCUGACGCUCCCAGUGUCUAAAGGCCCGCCCUCUGAUCCCGAGGAGCCGAGAGCUUGCGGCAUCUCGAGGGACCACGCCGGCCUCUGCUUGCCCCGCCGGAAACCACCUGUCCGUCAUCCCGGCCCACAUCUCGCCGUCAUGGCGAUGGAAGAGCGGGCUCGUCUGCGCGCCGAACGCAGGAGGGAGGUGGAGGAGAUGAAGAGAACAAGGGAGGAAGAGAGACUGGCCCAGAUGAAGGCAGCACAGGAUGAGAGACAGAGGGAAGAGGAGGAGGAGAGACGCCGUGCGGUGGAGAGGAGGAGAGAGGAGAGGACGCAGGAGAAAGAGAGGGAACAGGAAAAACACAGGCGUUUGGAGCUGGAACGCCAACUUCAGGUAGAGGCCCAGCAGCACUACCACCGAACCCUGUUACUACGGCGAGGCCUGGCGCCAUGGAAACGCCUCGUCAGCCUGGGCCGAGACAAAGCACAGCUGGCAGUGAGCCAUUAUGGGCAUGCUCUCUUGAGACAGUGCAUCCUGUCCUGGCAGCAGGUCGCAGGCGAGGCCCAGGCUCAGAAACGGGCCUCUGCUGACCAACUGCAUCAGCACAUUCUGCUACGCAGGAGCCUGUGCAGCUGGAAGAGGCUAAAGGACCAGCGUGAGAUCCUGGCGGGUCGGGCGGAACGCUUCCACCGCACACACACUCUGAGGAGGGUUUUGACACUGCUGCUGGAUCAUGUGACCCAGGAGAGGCUGAGGGACUGGGACCAGCAGCAGCAGGCUAACCAGCACAGUGACAGACGAUCGUUGCAGAGCUGCUUCCAGGCCUGGCGGAGGUUUCCACGGCAGCAGCGUGAGGAGAGAGAGAAGGAGUUCCGUCGGCAGCAGUUGAGACGCAGAGUGGCUGAGGUCCUCCCUGACUUCCACUGCUCCCGUCUGCAGAGCCUCUGGGAACCCCCCACCUGACAGGACCCACAACCACACACACACACACUCUCACACACACACACUCACACACACGCAUACACUCUCACACACA